AUGAGGUUAGAGGUAGGAGAUAUUGAAGAGGAUGAUGGAAAAGUUGAAGCAAUUGGAAUUGAGAACUUAAUGAAUCGUAAGGAUGAGUACAUCUAGUGGUACAAUAAAACCAUAUUUUCGAUUUUACCCACCUAACACCAGUGAGACUCCUUAUCUAGAGAUAAUUUAACGAAUCGUUACUCAACUACAAUUUAUUCGAUAUAGAGACUUGGAAAAGAAUGAUUUCUGUUUGGUAUAAAGGCUCAUUCCCAUAAAUAAAAUUGUGCCGAAAAUGGAGAGAGUGGAAGACGUGAGAUCAAUUAUGUCCAGAGACACCUGA
Molecule: messenger RNA, 319 nt
Organism: Paramecium octaurelia
Lineage: Eukaryota; Ciliophora; Oligohymenophorea; Peniculida; Parameciidae
Source: the annotation of a GenBank genome assembly